Mesoplodon densirostris (Blainville's beaked whale) is the source of this 1752-nucleotide messenger RNA. It is a transcript of the gene HPDL, whose product is annotated as 4-hydroxyphenylpyruvate dioxygenase like. Bases 243 to 1358 code for a protein of 371 amino acids. Gene Ontology annotation, molecular function: 4-hydroxyphenylpyruvate dioxygenase activity. Lineage: Eukaryota; Metazoa; Chordata; Mammalia; Artiodactyla; Ziphiidae. The record is from RefSeq and is a predicted model, not a curated record. The transcript has a single exon. Gene Ontology annotation, biological process: aromatic amino acid metabolic process.
CCGCAGCUCAGACUCAGUGGUCUCCAGGCAGCUCCAGUUUGGCGUGGUUCGGCAGAGGGAACCGCAAGCCCCCAAGUGGUCCGUCUGUGGCUCCUCCCCGAAAAAGAUCGAGGAACGGGGUCUGCCGGCAAAAUUGGACUCCACCGGCUUCUGACGACAAGCCAGGGACUGAGAGUCUCCGAGUCCCGGACAAGUGAUUGUCCCCAGGGGAAGGACAGGCCGGGGUCGCCAUCCAGACCGCCAUGGCCGCGCCCGCCCGCCGUCUGUGCCAUAUCGCCUUCCACGUGCCCGCGGGGCUGCCCCUCGCCCGGGAUCUGCAGCGCCUCUUCGGCUUCCAGCCACUGGCGGUGCGGGAAGCAGACGGCUGGCGGCAGCUGGCUCUGCGGAGCGGCGACGCGGUCUUUUUGGUGAACGAGGGCGCGGGGCCCGCAGAGCCACUGUACGGCCUGGACCCGCAUCAUGCGGUGCCCAGUGCCACGAACCUGUGCUUCGACGUGGCCGACGCGGGCGCCGCUGCCCGGGCGCUGGCGGCGCUCGGCUGCAGCGUGCCGGUGCCCCCUGUCAGCAUGCAGGAUGAGCAGGGCGCCGCCACCUACGCCGUGAUAAGCUCGCCGGCCGGCAACCUCAGCCUGACGCUGCUGGACCGCACUGGCUUCUGUGGGCCCUUCCUGCCCGGCUUUAGGCCUGUGCCCUCCGCACCUGGCCCGGGCUGGGUCAGCCACGUGGACCACCUGACCUUGGCCUGCACCCCCAGCAGCUCCCCAAAACUGAUGCGCUGGUUCCACGACUGUCUAGGCUUUCACCACCUGCCGCUGAGCCCAGGUGAGGAUCCGGAGCUGGGCCUGGAGGUGGCAGCAGAGUCCGGGUGCGGGGGGCUGAGGCUCACCGCCCUGCGGGCCCCUACGGGUAGUGCUGUCCCUACCCUCGUGCUGGCCGAGUCCCUGCUGGGGGUCACCAGCAGACAGGACCAGGUGGAGCAGUUCCUGGCCCGGAACGGGGGACCUGGACUGCAGCACGUGGGGCUAUACACACCAAAUAUCAUGGAAGCCACUGAGGGGGUGGCAGGGGCCGGGGGUCAGCUCCUGACUCCUCCUGAGGCCUACUACCAGCAGCCAGGCAAGGAGAAGCAGAUCCUGGCUGCAGGGUAUGAGCCUAGCCUGCUGGCCCGACAGGGGGUCUUGCUAGAUGGUGACAGAGGCAAGUUUCUGCUUCAGGUCUUCACCAAGUCCCUCUUUGCAGAGGACACUUUCUUCCUGGAGCUGAUUCAGAGGCAGGGGGCCACUGGAUUUGGCCAGGGCAACAUUCGGGCCCUGUGGCAGUCCGUGCAGGAGCAAGCUGCCAGGGUCCAGGAAGCCUGAGAAGGGCUGAAGCUGGGUGUAGCCGCCUGUCCUGGAGCACUGGGGAGUCCAGCACAGGGCCUGCUGGAACUGAGAGACACCCACAGAGGCCUGGAGUGAAAGGUUUUGUCUUUAGGGGCCGGUUGUGGCCUCCAUCUCAUCGUGCCAGAAGUUGAAUCUCACAGGGGUCCAAAGAGAUGGGAUUUUUUUUUUAACUGUGAAACAUUUCUCAUAUUGUCUAUAUCUAACAUAUAUGCAAAAUGUAAAGAAUAAAGGAAUUACACAAUUAGGAAAUAGAACAUAACCAGUAUUUUUGAACCCUCCCCGUGUCCUUCUCUGACCCUAUUUCUCUCCACCACACCCCCAAUAUUAUGAUUAAAAACCCUCUGCUUUUCUGUAUUGUUUCACUGCAUAU